Messenger RNA from Aphidius gifuensis, 1781 nucleotides. RefSeq names its product nuclear autoantigenic sperm protein (gene Nasp). Gene Ontology annotation, molecular function: histone binding. NCBI's taxonomy places the organism in Eukaryota, Metazoa, Arthropoda, Insecta, Hymenoptera, Braconidae. The coding region runs from base 251 to 1615 and encodes 454 amino acids. The transcript is spliced from 2 exons. Gene Ontology annotation, biological process: DNA replication-dependent chromatin assembly; CENP-A containing chromatin assembly. Gene Ontology annotation, cellular component: nucleoplasm. The record is from RefSeq and is a predicted model, not a curated record.
AAACAAAUUGUCCCAGAUAUAACGUGGUCGCUGCUAAAAUAAACCAACGGAUUUCUUUUUUUCUUCAUUGUUUAUUUAUUUAAUUAAAAAAAAAAAUUAGUACAAAUAUUUAUAAUAAUUGUGCUGGUAUUUAUUUAAGUUAAAAGUACAACGAUAAUAUUGAUAAUAUUAUUGUUCAAAACAACAACAAUCCAGAGGCAAAAAUAUCCAUCCAAACUUGUUAAACAAUUUUUUGGAGGGAAAUCACAGAAUGGCAGACGUUACUGAACAUGUACCAUUUACGGAUGCCGCAGCGGCAAUAUCACAAGGAAAAAGACAUUUACUUGUUCGUGAUUACACUGCAGCAGUAACAGCAUUUGCUGAGGGUUUAGAAUUAUUAUCUCAAAAACAUGGAGAUUGUGGUGAUGAACUUGGUGAACCAUAUCUUCUUUAUGGUCGUGCAUUACUUGGAUUAGCACGUGAAGAAGCUGGAGUACUUGGUGAUGGUGUACCAGGCACAGAAGAAGGUGAUGAAGAUGUUGAAGUUGAUGAUGAUGAUGAAGAUAAUGAUGAUGAAAAAGAAGAACCUGAAUCAACUACCAGUGAUGUUAAAGAUGCUUCAACAGAUAAAAAAACAGAUCAAAUUGAAAAAUCAAAAGAUGAUAAAGAAUCUGAAAAUAAAAAAAUUGUUAAUGAUGAUAAUAAAAAAGAAGAAAAAUCUGAUGAUAAAAGUGAAGUAAAGGCUGAUGAUAAAACUGAAGUAAAAGUUGAUGAAAAAAAAGAAGAAAAAGUUGAUGAAAAAAAAGAAGUAAAAGCUGAUGAAAAAAAAGAAGAAAAAAUUGAUGAAAGUUUACCUGGUUCAAGUAAAGAUGAGCCAGUUUCAAAUGGUAAAAAUGGUAAUGCUGAGGCAAAUGGUGCUGCUGGUGAUGAUGAAGAAGAUGCCGAUGAUGUUAAUGAAGAAGAUGCUGGUCGUGGAAUUGAUUUACAAGUUGCUUGGGAAGUACUUGAACUUGCAAAAAUAGUAUUUUCAAAACGUGGUAAAACUGGUAUAAAACAACUUGCUGAAGCACACAGACUUCUUGGUGAAGUUGCUAUGGAAAGUGGUAAUCCAGAAGUUGCUAUUGCUGAUUUAGAAAAUGCUCUAACAAUACUUGAAACUAUUGAACCACUUGAUCCAAGAUCAAUGGCUGAAUUAAAUUAUCAACUUGGUUUAGCACAUUCAUUAACAAAUGAUUUUGAUAAAAGUAUAAGUCAUUUUAAUAAAGCCACAACAUUACUUGAAGCAAGAAUAAAAGAAUUAGAAUCUACAAAUGAAUCAGUUAAAAAAAAUGAAGGUGAAAUUGCUGAACUUAAAGAAUUAUUACCUGAAAUAUUGGAAAAAAUUGCUGAUAUGAAAGAUUUUAAACAAGAAGCAUGUAGACUUGUUAUUGAAGGAAUUAAAAAACAAGCUAGUAGUGGUAGUACAAAUGGAGCUGGACCAAGUUCAGCUGGUACAUCAACAAGUGCUGAUACAACAACUGCUCCAGUACCAACAGCUAAACCAGCAAGUGAUAUAUCACAUCUUGUUCGUAAAAAACGUAAAAAUGAAGAUCCAGAAGCUGAGACUGCAUCACCAUGCAAAAAACCAACUCCAUAAAUCAUUAAUUAUACUUUAGCUAAUUAAGAUUUAUAAGUUUUUUUUUUUUUUACUUGAAAUUUUCUCAGUUAAACACGUGUAUGACAUGAUUAAUAACUCAUAAUAGUAAAAUAUUUUUUUAUAACAGUCUUAUCAAUCAAUCAAUCAAUCGUCAUUACAUAUUUAG